AUGAAGACUGUUUCCAAGACCUUGAAUGACCUCUCGAUCUCGGUCGCACCAUCGAAGUCAGGCUCGACAGUAUCCAAGUGUCUACCAGUUUCUAACCCAGGAGAGUGUUUCUGGCAAUCUGAAAAGCAUAGGUUACAUGACCACCGCUCUACAGAAGAUCUCCCAACGCACAGCGAUGUAGUCAUUGUCGGUGCAGGGUACGCCGGGGUUAGCACCGCAUACCAUUUAGUCAAAGAGAGCGGUGACUCGGUGAAGUCAAUCACUAUUAUAGAGGCACGAGGUGCAUGUUCGGGUGCAACUGGUAGAAAUGGAGGACAUUUGAGACCAGAUUUGUAUGGUCAUAUCCCAACUUAUGUUGAGCGAGGUGGCCCACGUGCAGGAGCUGAGAUCGCCGAGUUUGAGAUUGCUCACGUCAAGGAGAUCAAGAAGCUCAUCGAAAAAGAGAAGAUAGAUUGUGACUUCAGCCUCUGCCGCACAGUUGAUGUAUGGUGUAAUGAGGAGAUGGCAAAGAAAGCCAAGGGAGUAUAUGACCAGAUGGUAGAGAACGAUUUUGAGUACAUGGAUGAUGUCAUCUUCCAUACGGGGAAAGAAGUUGAGGGCAUCUGUGGAGUUAAAGGUGCCAAGGCUUGUGCUUCAUACACAGCUGGGAGUAUGUGGCCUUAUAAGUUUAUUCUGGGGCUACUCGAAAUAAUUUUGCCAACCGGGAAAGUUAACUUGCAAACCAACACACCAGUGACUAGUGUAACCAGUGUACCCAGUGGAGGCUUCGCCAUUGAGACAAGCAGAGGAAAUACACAUGCCAGCAAGAUAAUAUAUGCCAACAAUGCAUACAUAUCUGCGCUUCUUCCCGAAUACGAUCAAAACAUAGUUCCUUGCAAAGGUAUCUGUUGCCGUAUAACUGUGCCUGAGGGCAAGACAGCGCCACUUCUCAACAACACUUAUAUAAACCGAACAGAAGACAACACUCUUUCGUAUCUUAUACCCAGAGCAGACGGCAGUAUCAUCGUCGGUGGUGCCGGGUCGAAAUUUAGACCUCAUAAAGAUCAAUGGUAUAAUAACGUUGAUGACAGUGUUCUCAUCGAGUCAGCAAAGGAUUAUUAUGAGAAUUAUAUGCAGGAAACCUAUAAUGGAUGGGAAGACUCCGGUGCUAAAGUUAACAAUAUCUGGAGUGGAGUUAUGGGAUAUUCUUACGACUCAAACCCCCACGUCGGCGAGGUACCUGGAAAACCCAAUCAGUUUGUAAUUGCUGGAUUCAAUGGUCAUGGUAUGCCAGUCAUUUGGCUUUCUGGUAAAGCUGUUGCCAAGAUGGUUUCAGAAGAUGUGCCUUUCGAGAAGACUGGUGUUCCACGAUUGUUCAAAACGACUCAAGAGAGGAUAGAUCGGGCCAAGAAUGGAAGCGAAGAGCAGGGCGAUAUUCUUGGUACUGGAAAUCAGAAAGCCACAAAGCAAUGA
Messenger RNA from Botrytis byssoidea, 1452 nucleotides. RefSeq lists its product as uncharacterized. The transcript has 2 exons. The record is from RefSeq and is a predicted model, not a curated record. Gene Ontology annotation, molecular function: oxidoreductase activity. Lineage: Eukaryota; Fungi; Ascomycota; Leotiomycetes; Helotiales; Sclerotiniaceae. Bases 1 to 1452 code for a protein of 483 amino acids. Gene Ontology annotation, cellular component: cytoplasm.